Molecule: messenger RNA, 3197 nt
Organism: Oncorhynchus masou masou (cherry salmon)
Lineage: Eukaryota; Metazoa; Chordata; Actinopteri; Salmoniformes; Salmonidae
Product: receptor activity-modifying protein 1-like
Exons: 6
Coding region: 364-1008 (214 amino acids)
Biological process (GO): regulation of G protein-coupled receptor signaling pathway; angiogenesis; G protein-coupled receptor signaling pathway
Cellular component (GO): signaling receptor complex; membrane; cell surface
Molecular function (GO): coreceptor activity
Source: RefSeq, a predicted model, not a curated record
AGUGACUACUGUCCAGAUAGAUGUCUGUUCCUUCCAAACUGAACGUCUGAUAGAGUGUGAGGAAGAAUAGAAGAGAGAGAGAGAGAGAAACUAGGAAAAAGAGUGUGAGGGAGAGAGGGAGAGAAAGAAAGAGAGCGAGCAAUCGAGUGAGAAGGAGAGAGAUGAAUUGUAAUUGUAAGUGGUAGUGGGCUACAGUAGCUCUCCCCUUAUCUGGGGCUGUCUGCCCUAUUGUGGGAACCCGCCCAAGCCGCCCAUCCUAGGAAACAAGAGCUUCCUGUUGUUUUAUAGAGCUUUCCUGCAGAAAGGUUGAGAUAUGUAAUCUGGGUCCACCAGGGAAGGGAAACAGAGCAGUGUCAGGCAGAAAUGAAAGCCCCUAAUCCGUCUCCCGUGUCUUCUUCUUCUGCUUGCUGCUUUCUGCCUCUUCUUCUCUGGGCACUGAGCUCUACAGCAGCUGGUCUGAUAGGACAUUACGAGGCGCCACAAGCUACCACACCAGGUUUCACAUCACGACAUGACUCAACAAGAACUGCAAACGACCAAAACCAUGGCGUUAGCAGCGAAGAUAGAGGAUUCUCCAGUGGAUUAGGUUGUGGGAAUAAGUAUGUUAACUGUGAACAAUACUGUGAAGUUUGUGAGUAUUUUCCCCCAAGGACGGAGUGCUACGUGACCUUAUUUGAGGAAACCUGCUACAGUAAUUUUGUAGGUGCCAUGGAGUCAUUAAACAACACAGACUGGUGCAACUGGAACAAUGUGAAGAGGAUGUAUAACACCUUCACCAUGUGCACAGAGGAGAUAGCAGAAUGUCUGCUGAUCCCCUGGCCCAACAGGAUGGUGGAGAAUGUGUUUGUAAACAUCCACUCCAGGUUCUUCCGGGACUGCCCCAACGAUGCACUGAGCGACCCCCCGCCCAGCAUCGUGUUUGCCUUGGUAAUGACCCCCAUCUGCCUCAUCCCCAUCAUGGUGGUCCUGGUGGUGCUCAAGACCAAGAACGGAGAUGGCAACUCCUGAUAGGACGUCCUGGAUCAGUCCUCAUCCACCCUGCCUCACCUCCAUGUUCAGACUCACUCUCUCCAUCCCCCGAGGAUUCAAGACUGGGGCCAUUGACACAACUAUUUUACAGAGACCUGCUUAUCGUCUUCCACCCACUGAUGAUUGGCUUAGCUCUGUGGAGUCCUAUCAAAACGAUCUCAAAGCCCAAACACUUUACACGUGACCUUUUUGGAUGCACCGAUACAGAAUGAGUAGUACCACAUCGGCAUCGGCCAAGGAUAUAGGGGUUCAAGAAAUGGUCCGUCGGUGUUGUGUAGAGGGUCAGGUCAACAUCCUCUGGGUUGCUUCUUGAAAACUCAUCUUCUCCACAUAUCUCUAUGCUCCUCUAACGAAAAGUGGCGACAGCCAUGUAAACGUUUCGACUCCCUACACGUCCUAGGAAAGUAUUUAAGAUAGUAGGGUUUAUGGACUUAUGUCAUUCUUGACAAUCCAUUCCAUUCCAUGACCAUCUCCAUCCUGUCCCAGAUGUGAACCCUGACAGUGACUAUGCUAAAAUGGUUACAUGUUUUACAAUAUUUUAAUUGUUUAUAUAUAUACAGUGGGGCAAAAAAGUAUUUAGUCAGCCACCAAUUGUGCAAGUUCUCCCACUUGAAAAGAUGAGAGAGGCCUGUAAUUUUCAUCAUAGGUACACUUCAACUAUGACAGACAAAAUGAGAAAAAGAAAUCCAGAAAAUUACACUGUAGGAUUUUUAAGGAAUUUAUUUGCAAAUGAUGGUGGAAAAUAAGUAUUUGGUCACCUACAAACAAGCAAGAUUUCUGGCUCUCACAGACCUGUCACUUCUUCUUUCAGAGGCUCCUCUGUCCUCCACUCGUUACCUGUAUUAACGGCACCUGUUUGAACUUGUUAUCAGUAUAAAAGACACCUGUCCACAACCUCAAACAGUCACACUCCAAACUCCACUAUGGCCAAGACCAAAGAGCUGUCAAAGGACACCAGAAACAAAAUUGUAGACCUGCACCAGGCUGGGAAGACUGAAUCUGCAAUAGGUAAGCAGCUUGGUUUGAAGAAAUCAACUGUGGGAGCAAUUAUUAGGAAAUGGAAGACAUACAAGACCACUGAUAAUCUCCCUCGAUCUGGGGCUCCACGCAAGAUCUCACCCCGUGGGGUCAAAAUGAUCACAAGAACGGUGAGCAAAAAUCCCAGAACCGCACGGGGGGACCUAGUGAAUGACCUGCAGAGAGCUGGGACCAAAGUAACAAAGCCUACCAUCAGUAACACACUACACCGCCAGGGACUCAAACCCUGCAGUGCCAGACUGGAUUUGACCAGGAUGACUGAUCCGUGUAAAGGAAAGAAUGGGGUCAUGUAUCGUGAGAUUUUGAGUGAAAACCUCCUUCCAUCAGCAAGGGCAUUGAAGAUGAAACGUGGCUGGGUCUUUCAGCAUGACAAUGAUCCCAAACACACCGCCCGGGCAACGAAGGAGUGGCUUCGUAAGAAGCAUUUCAAGGUCCUGGAGUGGCCUAGCCAGUCUCCAGAUCUCAACCCCAUAGAAAAUCUUUGGAGGGAGUUGAAAGUCCGUGUUGCCAAGCAACAGCCCCAAAACAUCACUGCUCUAGAGGAGAUCUGCAUGGAGGAAUGGGCCAAAAUACCAGCAACAAUGUGUGAAAACCUUGUGAAGACUUACAGAAAACGUUUGACCUCUGUCAACAAAGGGUAUAUAACAAAGUAUUGAGAUAAACUUUUGUUAUUGACCAAAUACUUAUUUUCCAACAUAAUUUGCAAAUAAAUAAAUUUAAAAUCCUACAAUGUGAUUUUCUGGAUUUUUCUUCCUAAUUUUGUCUGUCAUAGUUGAAGUGUACCUAUGAUGAAAAUUACAGGCCUCUCUCAUCUUUUGAAGUAGGAGAACUUGCACAAUUGGUGGCUGACUAAAUACUUUUUUGCCCCACUGUAUAUAUGUAUAUGUGUGUGUGAUUGAAGAAUGGUAAAAGUCAGGAUAUUCUUCAGCAUUUGUGAAAUGAUUGUGGUUUGGGGAGGAUGACAGAAGCUGUAAAGCUUGUUAAGAUGACGGAAAAGCGAUUUUGUUAGUGGAUUUCCUCUGGCUGGGAAAACGUGAGUUUCACAUUGCAGACAUUCCAAUUGAGUUGAUAACCAAUGACAAAGGCUUUCAGUUUGAGGAAUCCCCACUCUCCAUUUACUGUACACUCAG